Molecule: messenger RNA, 2766 nt
Organism: Armigeres subalbatus
Lineage: Eukaryota; Metazoa; Arthropoda; Insecta; Diptera; Culicidae
Exons: 2
Coding region: 1-2766 (921 amino acids)
Source: RefSeq, a predicted model, not a curated record
AUGAAGGAUCAACACCUCAGCCUUGUUAAAAAGAGCCGCGAGGGAGCGCUGCACGAGCCGAUCGCUGUUAAAACCCGGCUAGGCUGGACAAUUUGUGGUGGAGGGAGUCACAACAACGCCACCAAUUUAGUACGCUCUGUGUUUCACAUCUGCGCUUGCGGCCCGUCUUCGGACGAGGACCUACAUAAAAUGAUGAAGGAAUACUUCGCAGUAGACAGCCUGGGAGUUGUUCAGCCGAAGAAACGUCUCGUAUCGGCAGAAGAAGAACGAGCGCAGAAUCUACUCGAAAGUCGCACAGUGCUGAAGGGGAAUCGCUACGAAACUGGCUUGUUGUGGCGCUACGACAAUAUUCGGCUGCCAGACAGUUUUCCGAAGGCCCUCCGGCGACUGCAGUGCCUCAAGAAGAGAAUGGAUAAAGACUUCCAACUGGCGGACGCCCUCAACAAGAAGAUCAUCGAUUUCGUCCAAAAGGGCUAUGCGAGGAAGGUGACCGAUGAAGAACGUUCCCAAAAUUUCCAUCGGACGUGGUAUCUACCUAUAUUUCCGGUAACGAACGCCAAUAAGCCAGGCAAGAUCCGAAUGGUGUGGGACGCCGCUGCAGUAGCCCACGGAAUAUCCCUAAACUCCGCGCUACUCAAAGGACCAGAUCAACUCAGCGAGCUGUUUACCAUACUGGUACAAUUCCGGGAAGGCCGGAUCGCUCUAACUGGAGAUGUGCGCGAAAUGUUCCAGCAAGUACUCAUGCGUCCAGAAGACCAGCAGUGCCAGAGGUUCCUCUGGUAUGAUGAAGAUGGGACCCUCUCCAUAUACGUUCUCCAGGUGAUGACAUUCGGGGCCUGCUGCUCCCCUAGCAGCGCCCAGUUCGUGAAAAACCUAAACGCCGAGCGCUUCAAGGGGGAUUAUCCAGCGGCGGUUGAAGUGAUCCAGAAACGCCACUACGUUGAUGACAUGCUGGUGAGUGUGGCAACAGAGAAAGAAGCUGUUGAACUCACCUUGCAAGUGAAGAAGGUACACGCAGCUGACGGCUUCGAAAUCCGUAAUUGGAUCAGCAACUCCAAAUGCGUCGCUGAAGCCUUAGAGGAGAACAACACUGAAGAAAAAAACCUCGAUCUUUCACCGGAAUUAGCCACGGAAAAGGUGCUUGGUAUGUGGUGGUGCACCGACGUAGACACCUUUACCUACAAGGUUGGGUGGGACCGAUACGGCCGAGCGCUGCUGGAGGGACAACACCGGCCAACAAAACGACAAAUGCUGCGUGUACUUAUGUCCGUGUUCGAUCCGCUAGGGUUAAUUGCCCAAUUUCUAAUGUAUUUGAAAAUACUGCUUCAGGAAGUCUGGCGCUCCGGCAUCGGCUGGGAUGACCAAGUAAACGAAACCAUUUUCGAAAGAUGGCAAACCUGGCUCAAAGUCCUUCCUACAAUCGAAAAGAUCAGCAUUCCUCGGUGCUACAUCAGCGAGUCAAUCAUCCACUACGGAGACAUACAGCUUCACACGUUCGUGGAUGCAAGUGAAAACGGUAUUGCGGCAAUCUGCUACUUACGAUUCAAACAUCAGGAUGUUGUCGAGUGCAAAAUUGUCGCCGCCAAAACCCGAGUCGCGCCGUUGAAAUUCCUCUCUUUACCUCGCCUAGAGCUUCAGUCGGCCCUGAUCGGCGCCCGAACACUCUCCGAAGCCCUCACGAUUCACAUUACCCGUCGUUUCUUCUGGUCUGACUCCCAAGAUGUCCUGUGCUGGAUCAGAUCGGACCACCGCCGUUACUCAUCAUUUGUAGCGUUUCGGGUUAGCGAAAUUCUCGAGCUGACGGAGAUGACUGAAUGGAGGUACGUUCCCACCGAUCUGAACGUUGCGGAUGAUGGAACAAAAUGGAAAGGACUUCCAAAUCUGAAGCCCCAAGCGAGAUGGUUCCACGGCCCACAAUUUCUGUAUCUCGCCGAAGACCAUUGGCCACACACGUCGAAAGGCUCAGGCACCACCGACCUCGAACUCCGUAGUAGUGCAAUGGCACACUUCACCGCAUCCGAUCCCAUCGUACAAGUGAACGACUUCUCCAAUUGGGGUCGAUUAGUUCGAGUAAUUGCGUUUGUGCAACGUUUCUCCAAUAAUUGCAAAUUGAAGCGCUUUAAGAAGUCUAUAAAAAGCUGCCCUCUUUCCAGCUCAGAAAUAAGCUUGGCUGAAUCAUAUCUACUACGCCAGGCACAGUUGGAAAGUUAUCCCGAUGAAGUCACUCUUCUCCAACGAUCGCAGGAUGAGCCGACGCUGCCGCUUAAAACACCGUUACCAAAAACAAGUCCGCUGCACCAAAAAUCACCUUGGCUGGACCAGAAUGGAGUUUUACGAAUGCGAGGCCGCAUCACCAACUGCGAUUACGCAACUGAAGACGCCAAAAAUCCAAUUAUCUUUCCACGUGACCACCCAACCACCAAAUUGAUUAUUGCACAUUUCCACCAAAAAAUCCACCAUCAGAACCACGAGACCAUAAUCAACGAAAUUCGACAGAAAUACAGUAUUCCGAAGCUACGCACAACCUUCACCAAUACGGUGGCACCACCGCGGCCGCCAUCGACGACGGUGUGCUGUCCCCAAAGAUUCAAAUACAUUGUGCAAUUCGCGACGAAGAUGACUCGUUUGUUCGCCAAGAUGUUGCACGUGACGAGCUCACUCCCCAUGCACUGCAAUGUUCCGGGUCAAAUUUCACAAAGUGCUCGUAAAAAUGCAGCCGCUGCUGUGGCACGGGAUCCCAGCUCGACGUGCAACGAAUGGAAGUAA